UUCACUGAUCGCUAUCUUGUCCGACCCUUGGGGCGUUUAACACAUCCGAGCGGCUUUGCUGUUAAAUGACGUCAUCGACAGGCGACGAAAUCCAUUUAACCAAAAGCGAAGAAGAAACCCUGAGAUAUACAGCAUAAGACAUCGAUGGACGCUAUGGCGGUAUCUGAUUUUCUUGCAAAAAUGGAGCUAUUAAAGCAAGGUGCAGAAGCCAAAAUAUACCGAACUAUCUUUAUGGGAAAGCCGACUGUUGUGAAAGAAAGGUUCCAAAAACGUUACAGACACCCUCAGUUGGACGAAAAACUAACACGCCGUCGGACAGUGCAAGAGGUUCGUUCUAUUCUGCGUUGUCGAAGAGCAGGCAUAUCCACCCCUGUAGUCUACUUUGUGGACUACACUUCCCACUGUAUAUUCUUGGAGGAGAUAGCGGGAUCUUUGACUGUGCGUGACCACAUUGGUUCCCCUCAACAGUCUGGUUCCUACAAUCCUGAUGUGAAGCUGGAGCACCUGGCUGUGAAGAUUGGCAACAUCCUGGCCAAAAUGCAUGAUGAGGACAUCGUCCAUGGUGACUUGACUACCUCCAACAUGCUGCUGAGAUGUCCACCAGAAGAUGGAAAGUCUGACCUAGUCCUCAUUGACUUUGGUUUAAGUUACAUCUCAGCUCUGCCAGAGGAUAAAGGGGUAGAUUUGUAUGUGCUAGAGAAAGCUUUUCUAAGUAGUCAUCCCCACACAGAGGCACUGUUUAAGAAGCUACUGGAGAGCUACAUAACCUCAUCCAAAAAAUCAGCAGUGGUCAUUAAAAAGCUUGAUGAAAUUCGUUUGAGAGGGAGAAAGCGGUCUAUGGUGGGAUGAAAAGUUUCAAGUCAAAAAUAUUUCACUGAUCAGUAUCAGCAGUCAUAAAAUUGAGUAUUUUAUAAAUUUAAUCUGUUGAACAAUUUUGACAAGAAUUCAAUUGUUUGGAAUUAAUAAAUGGCUUGAGGUAACAAUGCA
This is a messenger RNA of Syngnathoides biaculeatus (alligator pipefish), 987 nucleotides long. It is a transcript of the gene tp53rk, whose product is annotated as TP53 regulating kinase. Bases 145 to 849 code for a protein of 234 amino acids. The record is from RefSeq and is a predicted model, not a curated record. NCBI's taxonomy places the organism in Eukaryota, Metazoa, Chordata, Actinopteri, Syngnathiformes, Syngnathidae. Gene Ontology annotation, molecular function: ATP binding; protein serine/threonine kinase activity. Gene Ontology annotation, cellular component: nucleus; cytosol; EKC/KEOPS complex. The transcript has 2 exons. Gene Ontology annotation, biological process: protein phosphorylation.